AUGAAGAUUUCUGCUGUCUUCUCUGCCUUGAUGGCCGCCGGCCUGGUUGCCGCGGCUCCUCCUGCUCCCGUUCCCUCCGACGUCUCGGCCCCUCCUCCCCUUCCUUCGGGUUCUGAUAUUCCCCCGCCUCCCCUGUCUACCGACGUGCCCCCUCCUAAGCCGUCAGACAACGGCAACAACAAGCGCGGGGAUCAGGCCCCUCCUUUGCCUUCUGGAAGCGACGUUCCUCCUCUCCCGUCUGGAACAGACCUCCCUCCCCCUCCUCAGUCAUCUGAUGGCCCUCCCCCACCUAAGCCCACUGGUGGAAACGACAAGCGCGGCGAUGCUCCUCCCCCUCCCCCUCAGUCCACUGACGGUCCCCCUCCUCAGUCGACCGAUAUUCCUCCUCCUCCCAAGCCUAGCCAGGCUUAG
Penicillium atrosanguineum is the source of this 411-nucleotide messenger RNA. RefSeq names its product Leucine-rich repeat typical subtype. The coding region runs from base 1 to 411 and encodes 136 amino acids. Lineage: Eukaryota; Fungi; Ascomycota; Eurotiomycetes; Eurotiales; Aspergillaceae. The record is from RefSeq and is a predicted model, not a curated record. The transcript is spliced from 2 exons.